This is a messenger RNA of Drosophila virilis, 4782 nucleotides long. The record is from RefSeq and is a predicted model, not a curated record. Lineage: Eukaryota; Metazoa; Arthropoda; Insecta; Diptera; Drosophilidae.
AUGACAAGUGAUGGUGCUGUUGCGUUUUGGAUAUUUUUGCUUUGUUUGAUCGGCACACCGCAGCUGGAGGGCAGCGAGGCGGGCAGGCCGGAUGAGCUGCAUAUAGGCGGUAUCUUUCCAAUUGCCGGCAAAGGAGGAUGGCAGGGUGGGCAGGCGUGCAUGCCGGCCGCAAGACUGGCAUUGGAUGAUGUCAACAAGGAGCCAAAUCUUUUGCCCGGCUUCAAGCUCAUCCUGCACAGCAAUGACAGCGAGUGCGAACCCGGUUUGGGCGCCAGUGUGAUGUACAAUCUAUUAUAUAAUAAGCCACAAAAGCUGAUGCUGUUGGCGGGCUGCAGCACAGUCUGCACCACUGUGGCAGAGGCAGCCAAAAUGUGGAAUCUAAUUGUGCUUUGUUACGGCGCCUCAAGUCCCGCUCUAUCCGAUCGCAAGCGUUUUCCAACACUAUUUCGUACUCAUCCCUCGGCCACGGUACACAAUCCGACACGCAUCAAGCUGAUGAAAAAGUUCGGCUGGUCUCGCGUUGCCAUUCUCCAACAAGCCGAGGAAGUAUUCAUAUCGACUGUAGAGGACCUUGAGAAUCGCUGCAUGGAAGCUGGCGUCGAAAUCGUAACUAGACAAUCAUUUCUAUCCGAUCCAACAGACGCCGUACGCAACCUAAGACGCCAGGAUGCCCGCAUCAUUGUGGGCCUCUUCUAUGUGGUAGCAGCAAGACGUGUUCUCUGCGAGAUGUACAAACAGCAGCUGUAUGGACGUGCCCAUGUCUGGUUUUUCAUAGGCUGGUAUGAGGAUAAUUGGUAUGAGGCAAAUCUGGAAAAUGAGGGCAUUACCUGCACAGUGGAGCAAAUGCGUAAAGCGGCCGAGGGACAUCUGACAACCGAGGCGCUCAUGUGGAAUCAAAACAAUCAGACAACAAUAUCCGGCAUGACUGCUGAGGAGUUUCGACAUCGACUGAAUCAUGCGCUUAUUGAGGAAGGCUAUGAUAUUAAUCACGAUCGCUAUCCGGAGGGCUAUCAGGAGGCGCCGCUGGCCUAUGAUGCUGUCUGGAGCGUGGCAUUGGCCUUUAACAAGACAAUGGAACGUUUAACAACCAGAAAAAAAUCGCUACGUGAUUUUACCUAUACAGACAAGGAAAUUGCCGAUGAUAUAUAUUCGGCAAUGAAUUCUACGCAAUUCUUGGGUGUAUCGGGCGUGGUGGCAUUCAGCUCCCAGGGCGAUCGUAUUGCGCUCACACAAAUUGAGCAGAUGGUAAAUGGCAAAUACGAGAAACUGGGCUAUUACGAUACACAGCUGGAUAAUCUAACCUGGCUAAAUACGGAGCAAUGGAUCGGGGGCAAGGUGCCUCAGGAUCGCACAAUUGUUACCCAUGUGCUUCGCACGGUUUCCUUGCCGCUAUUUGUCUGCAUGUGCACCAUCUCCUGCUGCGGCAUCUUUGUGGCCUUUGCUCUGAUCAUCUUCAACGUAUGGAAUAAGCAUAGAAGAGUAAUACAAUCCUCGCAUCCUGUAUGCAAUACCAUCAUGCUAUUUGGCGUCAUCAUCUGCCUUAUAUCAGUCAUAUUACUGGGCAUAGAUGGACGAUUUGUCAGCCCGCACGAAUAUCCAAAGAUUUGUCAGGCUCGAGCUUGGCUAUUAUCCACCGGUUUUACAUUAGCAUAUGGUGCUAUGUUCAGCAAAGUCUGGCGUGUGCAUCGAUUUACAACAAAAGCGAAAACUGACCCAAAGAAAAAAGUGGAACCUUGGAAGCUAUACACCAUGGUUUCGGGGCUCUUAUCAAUAGAUUUAGUGAUAUUACUGUGUUGGCAGAUCUUUGAUCCGCUGCAGCGUAUACUCGAAACAUUCCCACUCGAAGAUCCAGUAUCUACAACUGAUGAUAUUAAAAUACGUCCAGAGCUUGAGCAUUGCGAAAGUGAACGCAAUUCCAUGUGGUUAGGACUUGUCUAUGGCGUUAAGGGUCUGAUACUUGUAUUCGGUCUGUUCUUGGCCUAUGAGACGCGUUCAAUUAAAGUCAAACAGAUUAAUGAUUCGCGCUAUGUGGGCAUGAGCAUCUAUAAUGUGGUUGUGCUCUGCCUGAUUACGGCGCCAGUGGGCAUGGUCAUUGCAUCGCAGCAGGACGCGUCUUUUGCCUUUGUUGCACUAGCUGUGAUAUUCUGUUGUUUCCUAAGCAUGUUGCUGAUAUUUGUGCCAAAGGUGAUUGAGGUCAUACGACAUCCAAAAGAUAAAGCCGAAUCCAAGUACAAUCCAGACUCGGCCAUAUCGAAGGAGGACGAGGAACGCUAUCAAAAACUGGUAACCGAAAAUGAGGAAUUACAACGAUUGAUAACACAGAAAGAGGAAAAGAUACGAGUUCUACGGCAGCGGUUGGUCGAGCGGGACGUCAAUACGAAGAGCACAGAACUGAAUGGCGCGUCGGGUGCCGGCAUCGCGGUUGGCGGAAGCAACGGCAACGGCGGCACGGCAACAACCUCGCUGGCAGUUCAAUCACAGGCUGCUGCUAUCAUCAGUACAGCCUCUGCCUCUGCGCAUCCCACGCCCGCAGCCACACUCGCAAUCACACAAGAUACUCAUGAGCACCGUACAUAAAAAAACUUGUCAAUUUCCUUUGCGUGAUAGGUGAAUUAUACAAAAAAAGAAAAAAAAAAAAAUGAAGCUAAACGAUAACUUAAUAAAUAUAUGUAUGUACUUAAUAAACUUUGUAUCAACUUUAAGCUGAGCUAACUAUUGAAAAUUGGUAGCAGCAAUUUUGUAGAUUAACUGAAAUAUGUAUUGUACCUUAAACGUGUUUAGCAAGUACUUAAAUUAAAACGAAAUACUCUUAACUUACUUACAAAUAAUUAACGACAUUAGAAUGUGAACUAAACAAAAUUGUUAGGCUUUAAAGUUGAACACACACAAACCCAACUUAGACGUCAUUAAACUAAUACAAAAAAUAAAGAACAACAAAAAUAGCAAAAUAAUUAUAAGCGAAAUCAUGUUAAAGUUAAAGUAAUUUUUAAAUGCAAACGAAAACCAAUUGUUGUGUUUAGUACAUAUGUUCUUGUAUAACGAGUAUAUUCCCCAUACGAAACCUAUUUUGCUCAGCGCUAUCUCCCAGAGCUAGAAACACACGCACGCACACACCCCACACCCCAUUCAUGCUGUUUGUUUCCCCUCCCAAGGCGGCCUUUCCCAUUUCAUAGUUAUGUUGAGCCCAGGACUUCUAGUCCUCACUAAUGCCGUGGCAAUACGAGCUCCUAGACUCCAGUACCAGACUCUUAAAAAGUUUGGCCUAUUUAACUUGUAGUUUAGCCUAAGUUAGUGUUAGUUUUUUGUAUGGAUCAUGUUGUGUACGCGUGUAUAAAUUUUUGGCGCCUGUCCAAUAAUUAUCGUACUUGACAUUUAUUAUGCACACGAAUAUAAUAUUUUAAAUAGUUUAAAUAUCUGUGAGUCGUAAGUAGCACAAAUCGUAAGGAAAGCAUAGCAAAUCUUAGAUAAAUAAUAUAAACAUAUAGCAUAGUCUAGUGUAGUAUCGAGGUAAUAUUAUAUUAUUAUAUUUGGGGGCGGGGUUAUGUGCUCAAGCAACACUUUCAUUUAUUUGUACUGUUAUUAUACACAUUGAAAUUGAUGAUGGGAAAUCUAAAAGCAAAGUAAAAUUUUUGAACAUACUGUAAGUUCUAAAAUUGCAUUUAUAAAAUAUAUAUACAUACAUAUGUAUAUAUACAUAUAUACAAAGCAAACAAAUCGGAGAAUAAUGUAUAAUGUGAAAAUAAAUGCGUCGUUAUUUAAAUAGGAAUUGACAUUUAUUUAAAAAGAAAUAAAACCAAACGAUAACUGAAACCUAUUGAAGAAAUUUCUCAAAUAUAUAUAUAUACACAUAAAAUAAAUCGAAAUGGAACCUUUUUUAAAUUCAAUCACUCUUAUUCAUCACGAAAAGUGCUAUAACAAAAAUGAAAUGAAAGAAAAAGCAAAACAUAGACAACAUCAAAUUCCUACGAAAUGAAAGACUUUAAAAUCUAAGCCGUUAAAUGAAAUAAAACUAUACACACACACAAUGAAAGAUGAUGAACAAAUUACAAUUACACAAACAUUCAUGAUGCACAUAUAUAUAUAUACAUCUAUUAAUAUAUAUAUAUAUAUAUAUGCGAGUAUUUGAAUAGAAGAAGCGCAUUUGACAUCUCUAGUAUAUAAUAACAAAAGUCAAAUGAUGAAUGCAAGAAAAACACCUUUAAUAUAUUGUUAAGGAUCGUUGGAAUUUGUAGUUUAAUUGGAUUGUAAUUCAUAUAUAGGGAAUGCUGUUAGGGUAGACGUAAUUUAAAACAUGUAUAUUGUAUAUAACGUGUUAAGCUAAAUACUAAGCGACAAUUGCAAGAUUUACUCAAAACUCAAAUGUUUAUUUAAUUUUUGUUCUUUGCUUUUCCAUCGUUUAUCACAAACACAGCCAUAACUAAGUACUUAUAACUACAGCCGGACACCUACAACCAAAAAGUUAAUAAAUAACUUUAGCAAAGCUAAUUGUUGUCGAAAAAAAAAAAAAAUCACGAGUAAAUAAAACGCAUUCAAAUUGAUUUCCCAAACCUAAUGUUAGUGAAAGCAAAUACAAAUACAAUUGUAGCAAUAUGAAGCAAAGAAAACUCGGUAUGUUCUUAUGAAAGUAACAUUAACGAAUUAAUUUAAAGUCUAAUUAACGGAAUAUGAGAAUUUUACUGAAUAAACACAAACAAAAAACAAAAAAAAAACCAAAUAAAAAAAAAAAAGGAAACAAAUUCAAUUGGCAAAGAUAUUGUGUACUUUACAAAAGAGCAAAACAAA